CCAGGCUGGGCAGGAAUUCGGCUGACCGUCGGCCGACGAGGCGCUCUAGGCCGAAUGAUUUUCGUCUCUAUGACCACAAGGAGGCGGUCUCGGGUGUCCCGAGGACUGCGCGGGAGGGGGUGUGCGUCAGUUCCGCGCGGGGCUGUCGCGGAACCAUGGCUGCCCCAAGAGAAAAUGUCAGUUUAUUAUUCAAGUUAUACUGCUUGGCAGUGAUGACCCUGGUGGCCGCAGCUUAUACCAUAGCUUUAAGAUACACAAGGACAUCAGACAGAGAACUCUACUUUUCAACCACAGCUGUGUGUAUCACAGAAGUUAUAAAGUUACUGCUAAGUGUGGGCAUUUUAGCUAAAGAAACUGGUAGUCCUGGUAGAUUCAAGGCAUCUUUAAGAGAAAAUGUCUUGGGGAGCCCCAAGGAACUGAUGAAGUUAAGUGUGCCAUCAUUAGUGUAUGCUGUUCAGAACAAUAUGGCUUUCCUAGCUCUUAGCAAUCUGGAUGCAGCAGUAUACCAGGUGACCUAUCAGUUGAAGAUUCCCUGCACUGCUUUAUGUACUGUUUUAAUGUUAAACCGGACACUCAGCAAAUUACAGUGGAUUUCAGUUUUUAUGCUGUGUGGUGGAGUCAUACUUGUACAGUGGGAACCAGCCCAGGCUACAAAAGUUGUGGUGGAACAGAAUCCCUUAUUAGGGUUUGGUGCUGUAGCUAUUGCUGUAUUGUGCUCAGGAUUUGCAGGAGUAUAUUUUGAAAAAGUAUUAAAGAGUUCAGAUACUUCCCUUUGGGUGAGAAACAUUCAGAUGUAUCUAUCAGGGAUUGUUGUGACAUUAGUUGGCGUCUACUUGUCAGAUGGAGCUGAAAUUAACGAAAAAGGAUUUUUCUAUGGUUACACAUAUUAUGUCUGGUUUGUCAUUUUUCUUGCAAGUGUUGGAGGCCUCUACACUUCUGUUGUGGUCAAGUACACAGACAACAUCAUGAAGGGCUUUUCUGCAGCAGCCGCCAUUGUCCUUUCUACUAUUGCUUCAGUGAUGCUGUUUGGGUUACAGAUAACACUCACCUUUGCCCUGGGCACUCUUCUUGUAUGUGUUUCUAUAUAUCUCUAUGGAUUACCCAGACAAGACACUACAUCCAUCCAACAAGGAGAAAUAGCUUCAAAAGAGAGAGUUGGUGGGUUCUUUGGUUGCAUAUAAACCAACUCUGGGCUGGUCUUCGUCAGUGAAAACCGGAGUUUAUAAGGACGGCAAUCGGGGCAGUAGGGCUCUAGGCUGCAGGAGAUAAUGUACAGUCUUUUCAGGGAGCUGCUUCUGCAGACACUAGGCCCUAAUCUUCACU
Lutra lutra (Eurasian river otter) is the source of this 1323-nucleotide messenger RNA. It is a transcript of the gene SLC35A1, whose product is annotated as solute carrier family 35 member A1. Bases 156 to 1181 code for a protein of 341 amino acids. Gene Ontology annotation, biological process: pyrimidine nucleotide-sugar transmembrane transport. The record is from RefSeq and is a predicted model, not a curated record. The transcript is spliced from 9 exons. Gene Ontology annotation, molecular function: pyrimidine nucleotide-sugar transmembrane transporter activity. Gene Ontology annotation, cellular component: Golgi membrane. Lineage: Eukaryota; Metazoa; Chordata; Mammalia; Carnivora; Mustelidae.